AAUACACUGAACUUUCAAAACAAGCUCACAGCUAGUGCAUGGCUUGUCUAUUUAAUGAUUUUAAGGUGUAUUGAAGGCUAUCUUUUGUUCUUGGCUGUGUUUUAUUGGAGACUUCUAAGAAUUUUUCCUUGGUCUUAAUAUCUCACAGCAUGUAUUUCCUUGGACUAUUGUCUUUGCUUGUUCUGCCAAGUAAAGCCUUCAAGACAAAUUUUCCUGAUGAAACUAUUGCUGAGCUUUCUGUGAAUAUUUACAAUCAGCUACGAGCUGCAAGAGAAGAUGAGAAUAUUGUUUUCUGUCCUCUGAGCAUUGCAAUAGCCAUGGGAAUGAUAGAGCUUGGAGCCCAUGGAACCACUUUGAAAGAAAUUCGACAUACGUUGGGUUUUGACAGCUUAAAAAAUGGUGAAGAGUUUGCCUUCUUGAAGGACCUGUCUGAUAUGGCAACUACUGAAGAAAGUCAUUAUGUUUUGAAUAUGGCUAACUCUCUCUAUAUUCAAAAUGGAUUUCAUGUUAGUGAAAAAUUUUUGCAGUUGGUGAAAAAAUACUUUAAAGCUGAAGUAGAGAAUAUAGAUUUCAGCCAGAGUACAGCUGUAGCUACCCACAUCAAUAAGUGGGUGGAGAAUCAUACAAACAAUAUGAUCAAAGAUUUUGUGUCAUCAAGAGACUUUGGUGCUCUAACUCAUUUGGUUCUCAUCAAUGCAAUCUACUUUAAAGGCAAUUGGAAAUCACAGUUCAGACCUGAAAAUACAAGAACUUUUUCUUUUACUAAGGAUGAUGAAACUGAAGUGCAGAUUCCAAUGAUGUACCAGCAGGGAGAGUUUUAUUAUGGAGAGUUCAGUGAUGGCUCUAAUGAAGCAGGUGGUAUCUACCAAGUUCUAGAAAUACCAUAUGAAGGAGAUGAAAUUAGUAUGAUGAUUGUUCUUAGCAGACAGGAAGUUCCACUGGUCACAUUGGAGCCACUUGUCAAAGCCUCAUUGAUUAAUGAGUGGGCUAACUCAGUAAAAAAGCAAAAAGUGGAAGUAUAUUUACCAAGGUUCACAGUAGAGCAAGAAAUUGAUCUGAAAGAUGUAUUGAAAGGUCUCGGAAUUACGGAAGUGUUCAGCCAUAGUGCUGACCUCACUGCGAUGUCUGAUAACAAAGAACUCUACCUUGCAAAGGCAUUUCAUAAGGCUUUCCUAGAAGUUAAUGAGGAAGGAUCAGAAGCUGCUGCUGCCUCAGGUAUGAUUGCCAUUAGCAGAAUGGCAGUACUGUAUCCCCAGGUUAUAGUUGAUCAUCCUUUUUUCUUCCUGGUCAGAAACAGAAGAACAGGUACUGUGUUAUUCAUGGGGAGGGUGAUGCACCCUGAAGCAAUGAAUACAAGUGGCCAUGACUUUGAAGAGCUUUAACUACUGCCAGCUACCAAAAUGAGGGGAAAAAAGCACAUCAUGUUUGAAGUUAAUAUAUUUAAGGUUUGCUGUGUUCCUCCCCCCCCAAGAUAUUGUUUAAAAUGCUUUCAGAUCUAUGUGCAAGUCAGUUUCCAGAGGGAAAGUUCACAGUAUUAAAAUAAUGGUUCUGUUUUUGUUAUUGUGAUUGCUGUGUCCUUGAAAUAAAAUUGUGUAUAUGUCAA
Meleagris gallopavo (turkey) is the source of this 1603-nucleotide messenger RNA. The record is from RefSeq and is a predicted model, not a curated record. Lineage: Eukaryota; Metazoa; Chordata; Aves; Galliformes; Phasianidae.